AUGGCCCUGGAGCUAGCUGGCCUGUUGGGUCUGACGGGGCCUGCUGCUGCCCCGGGAUCGUUGGAUCUCGGGAUCGAGCUGACGGUCCGCCGCGAGGCGAGCUACCGUCUGUCCCAGCCCCUGCCUCUCGGCAUCCCCUCGAUGCUCUUAGCUGAGUGCUUGGGUGAGGCAGAUGCGAACCAGAACAAUGGCUGCGUCUCGGAGAAGCCGGCGGUGACUGACUCCACGGGCGCUGAGGGCCCCCGCCAGCCCUGGACCCCCGCCAGCACAGCUGACCCUGACGCCGCCACACCACGCCCCCACCUGGCCCGCCUCUUCUCCCGAGAUGCCCCGGGCCGAGAGGACAACACCUUCAAAGACCGACCCUCCGAAUCGGACGAGCUGCAGACCAUCCAGGAGCACAACGGAGCGGCUUCAGAGUGCGGGUCGGAGAGCCCCGAACAGGACUUAGAUUAGGCUAGCUUUUUUUUUCUUCCUUUCUCCUCUCUUUUUCCUCCUCUGUCCUCUGCGCUCUCAUUUAAGGGAGACACAAAACCCCAACAUUUGACAAACACAAA
Messenger RNA from Acanthochromis polyacanthus (spiny chromis), 557 nucleotides. RefSeq names its product myelin basic protein-like. The coding region runs from base 1 to 456 and encodes 151 amino acids. Lineage: Eukaryota; Metazoa; Chordata; Actinopteri; Pomacentridae. The record is from RefSeq and is a predicted model, not a curated record. Gene Ontology annotation, molecular function: structural constituent of myelin sheath. The transcript has 3 exons.